Molecule: messenger RNA, 2103 nt
Organism: Scheffersomyces amazonensis
Lineage: Eukaryota; Fungi; Ascomycota; Pichiomycetes; Serinales; Debaryomycetaceae
Product: tRNA (cytosine-5-)-methyltransferase
Exons: 1
Coding region: 1-2103 (700 amino acids)
Biological process (GO): tRNA methylation
Cellular component (GO): nucleus; cytoplasm
Molecular function (GO): tRNA (cytidine-N5)-methyltransferase activity; tRNA binding
Source: RefSeq, a predicted model, not a curated record
AUGGGUAAAAGAAAUUUUAGAAAAAGUAAAGGAGACAGGAAAAGUUUUGGUAAAAGAGCCGAGACUGGAGGAGUAGAUGAUAGAGGACAAAGUUGGAAUGAAGCCGUAAGAGAAAGUGAAAAAUGGGAAAAAUAUUAUAAGACUUUACAAGUUAUUCCAGAAGAUGAAUGGGAUACAUUUAAGAGUGCAUGUCAAGAUACACUUCCAUUAACAUUUAGAAUUACUGGCUCCAGAGCUCAUGCCAAUGAAAUCAAAGAUAAAUUUAUUAAAGAUCAUGUAUCUAAAUUAAAGGAUGUUGAAUUUGAAGGUGUUAAAUUAACUCCCAAGAAUUUAGCUUAUUAUCCUAAUAAUUUAGGUUGGCAAUUAGAUGUUUCAAAAGCUGUUAUUAGAAAACAAAAGGAAUUUGCUAAGACUCAACGUUUUUUAGUUAUUGAAACUGAAGUUGGUAAUAUAUCAAGACAAGAAGCUGUAUCUAUGAUUCCUCCAUUAUUAAUGGAUAUUAAACCUCAUCAUGCAGUUUUAGAUAUGUGUGCUGCUCCUGGUUCAAAAACUGCUCAAUUGGUUGAAGCUUUACAUGCUGAUGAUGAUAAACAAUUACCAACUGGAUUUGUUAUUGCAAAUGAUUCAGAUUAUAAAAGAUCUCAUAUGUUAGUUCAUCAAGUUAAAAGAUUAAAUUCUCCAAAUUUUAUGGUAGUUAAUCAUGAUGCAACUUUAUUUCCAAGAAUUAAAUUAAAUAAUGCUAGUGAAUUCUUAAAAUAUGAUAGAAUUUUAUGUGAUGUUCCAUGUUCUGGUGAUGGUACCAUGAGAAAGAAUGUUAAUGUAUGGAAAGAUUUUACUGUAGGUAAUGCAUUAGGUUUACAUCCUUUACAAAUUAAUAUUUUAAAUAGAGGUUUACAAUUAUUAAAGAAAGGUGGUAGAUUAGUUUAUUCAACUUGUUCAAUGUCUCCUGUUGAAAAUGAAGCUGUUGUAGCUGCUGCAUUAAGAAAAUGGGGUGAACAAAUUAAAGUAGUUAAUUGUGAUAAUGAAUUAGAAGGUUUAGUAAGACGUAAUGGUAUAAGUAAUUGGAAAGUUCUUGGAAAAGAUAUGGAAUUAAGAGAAAAAGGUGCUACUGAUAUUCCAGAAUCUGCAUUCCCGCCAACUGAAGAAGAAGCUAAAAGAUUUAAUUUACAAAAUUGUAUUAGAGUUUAUCCUCAUUUACAAAAUACUGGAGGUUUCUUUAUUACUGUUUUUGAAAAAUUAGAUCCAGAAUCUACUAAAAGAAGUAUUGAAGAAAAUGGUGAAGAAAAUAUUUCUAAGAAGGCUAAAGUUGAAACUACAACUACAACUACAACUACAAGUAAUACUGAAGUUCAACAUAAACCUCAAAAGAAAGAUAAAUUACCAAGAGAUGCUAAUGAAGAACCAUUUAUAUUUUUAGAUCCUAAACAUCCUGAACUUGAAAAAUGUUGGCCAUUUUACGAUUUUAAAGAUAGUUUUGCCAAGAAUUCUACUUUAGUUAGAAAUGCUACUGGUGAACCAUUAAGAACUAUUUAUUAUGUUGCCCCAAUUAUAAGAGAAAUUCUUACUAUGGAUGAUCAAAAACUUAAAGUUAUUCAAUCAGGUAUUAAAUUAUUUGUAUCUCAACGUAAUGAUACUGGUAAUUGUCCAUGGAGAGUUCAAAAUGAAUCUUUACAUACUAUUAGAUCUUUCUUAGGUGAUAGAAGACAAAUUACAUGUAAUAUGAAAUUAUUAGAAGUUUUAUUUCAAGAAGCUUUCCCUAAGAUUAACGAUUUAAAACAAGCCCAAAUUGAUCCAGAAUUUUCUGAAAGAUUAGAAGGAAUGGAAGAAGGUUGUUUAUUCUUAACUGUUAAAAGAGAUGAAGGAUUUGAAGAUUUAUUCUUACCUUUAUGGAAGGGAAAAUCUAAUGUUAAUUUAAUGGUUAAUAAGAAAGAUACUCAUGAAUUACUUUAUAGAGUAUUUGAUAUUGAAACUUCUGCCAAAGAUCAAGGUAAAGAGGCUAUUUAUCAAAAGAAGGUUGAAGCCGAAAAGAAGGCUAGAGAAACUCCUGAUACUGAAGUUGAAUCCGGUGUUACACCAUCUGUUACAGAAAGUCCUGAAGCUUAG